Molecule: messenger RNA, 1605 nt
Organism: Sipha flava (yellow sugarcane aphid)
Lineage: Eukaryota; Metazoa; Arthropoda; Insecta; Hemiptera; Aphididae
Exons: 6
Coding region: 494-1447 (317 amino acids)
Source: RefSeq, a predicted model, not a curated record
UAGUUAUCACAUUUCUCUAAUAAUUAACAUUGUUCAAAAAAAUUUAAUAAUAUUUUUAUUUCAAUUGACAUUAAUAUUUAUUUUGUUAUUACUUAAUUAACACUUGGUACACUAUACGAGACUAUUGCGCCUUGUUCUUUUACUGGUAAUAUUUCUCUUACUUAUCUUCGUCGUUUAAAUGUAUUGAAAUUUACCACGAGCGGUGUCAUGUUGUUUCACGUUGCGCUGUGAACCGUGUGAUGAAACCCACUCGUUAACGGGCAUUCGAUUAUUUUUGUAGCAGUAAGCCUUUCCUCUAUACGUCUGUGUACGAUAACUGACGGGAUGAUUCUGUUCAUAUGUGAACAACAGUGAUGUCAUUGUUGUCAGUAGUAACUCGUUUAAUGUGUUUUUCCGAAUUCGAGUGAUUAAAGGGCUCAGGUGAAGUUAUAGAAAAAAGAUUAAAAUUGGGUGAAGUACUCUGAAAACGGAAUUGACUUCAAUCCUCUGAAUAAUGAAACGUUUGUCGAAGAAGCUGUGCCUGUAUUUCAUACUAGCGUUUUUAGUUGUCUGCUUAAUCAAUGUUUUAACGUCGAAAUACAACAAGGAAAAUGAUUUAAAAAGCUACGAUGAAAUGUUCAAUACCUUUUAUAACUACUCCAAAGAUAGUGGUUUGAAUGGUCCAAAAGUAUCUAUGGAUGACCCUAAUCUUAUACGAAAAUUACGAGAUCAUUUUCUCGUUAAACCUGCUGAAGAAAGCAAAGGUAGAAGAAUACGUUAUAAUCUAUCAGACAGGUCAUUAAUUGAUCCAUCAAUGGGACAAGCUAUGGAAAUAGCAAAAAUUAUUGAUUAUACAAAAGGAGGGUUUUUUAUUGAAUGUGGAGCUUUGGAUGGUGAAACUAGAUCUAAUACAUUAUAUUUUGAACGGUAUUAUGGUUGGACAGGGCUACUUAUUGAAGCUGAUCCUUUAAAUUUCAUUAAAAUGUUAAAAAAAGGACGAAGAGCUUAUUUAUCACCAUCUUGUCUUAGUGUUAAUCCUUAUCCUGAAAUAGUAUCAUUUCUUCAACGAAGUAAUAUGGGUCGUAUAGCAAAUGAUGAAGUUGUUGAAGACGAAGUUAUAUCAAAUGAUAUUGAAAAAAAAACAUCUCCUGUUGUAAAUGUUCAAUGUUUUCCACUCUAUACAUAUCUCCUAGCGUUAAAUGUAACUGUAAUCGAUUAUUUCAGCUUAGAUGUCGAAGGAUCCGAAUUAAAUGUAAUAAAAACUAUUCCAUUUGACAAAAUUGAUAUUAAAACUUUAUCAGUGGAAUUUUUUCAUGUUAAAGAAGGUGAUGAUGGAGUAAGAGCAUACUUAGAAGAAAAAGGAUACAUAGUUACAGCAAAAGUAACUAGACAAGAUCGUUUAGCAAAUGAUUAUAUAUUUGCUAAGCCAUCAGUGCUUACAAAAAAUGUAUCUUUCUAUAUUACUUAAUAUCAAGGUCUAUAAUUUUAAAGGUGUAAGUUAAUAUUUAACAGACUGAAGUGAUAAAUUGACUUUAUAUUAUCAACUAAUACUUGAUUAAUAUCAAGUAUUUUAAUGAUAUUUUUAGAUUGUAUUAGAUAUGUUUGAAUUUUUUAACAGUCUUUAUG